AUGCAACCGGGCUUUGAAAUGCGAUCAAAAACCACACCCGGGCAAAAACAGGUUUUCCCAGCCCGACCAGCUUGCAGCUGUUCACGAACCCGGUGCAUUGUGGGAGUUGUAGUUCCCUCCCCCUGCCUCCUGCGGGAACUGCAUCCCCCAGCAGGCUGUGCUUCCUCGGCUCUCCGCGCGGCUGCGAAAGAGGUCAAUUGCACCCUCUGGGGUGCAGCGCGAGGUGAGGGUCGCGUGUCGCUUACCGCGGGGUGAAACCCAGGACGCGCCAUUCGGAGGGAGGGAGAGAAAUGGUCGAGGUCCCCUUUGCAGAGGAUGCCCAUUUCUCCUGCUUGCCCCUCCCCCGGCUGGUUACAUGUAUAGGGUCGAGAGUUACAUAACGAGGCGGCGAUCCUCUGCACUCACAGAAAGCUGCUGCACCGACAAAAAUAGAUCCAAGUCCAGAAUGCAGCUGGGGGGAUUGAGAAGGGAAAUUCUGAGGUUCCUCCCCCAAGCGCCCCAGAGGCAACAUUAGAUUUAAUGGGGUGGCUGCCCUAUAACCUUUGCGUAAGCUACCGAGGGGCAUGUCUUUUAAAAAUCCUAAGCCCUUUUAUAGUUCUCGUUGGUUGGAUGAGCACUUUUAGGAAUCUUUCAUUUCAUUCCCUCUCCCUCUUAAGUGUUUUUAAUUGAUUAUCAAGUGGGUUUCGGAGACCUUUCCUUGUGCAAAGCAGUGAAGAAAUGGAAUAGGUAACAUUAUCAUAAAAGAACUUUGAAACAGGGGGUGUCUCUCUGUCCCCUCGAUUUAGCCAAUCUAUAGAAGGAGGGUGAUGAUGUAAUAAUAAUAAUAAUAAUAAUAAUAAUAAUAAUAGUAAAGUUGAAAGGGACCCUGAGGAUCAUCUAGUCCAAUGUUUUCCAAACUUGGGUCUCCAGCAGUUUCUGGACUACAACUCCCAUCAUCCCUAGCUAGCAACCCCAGUGGUCAGGGUUUGUGAGAAUUAUAGUCCGAAAUCAGCUGCAGACCCAGGUUUGGGAAACACUGAUCUAGUCCAACCCCCUGCAAAGCAGGAAUAUAAAACUGUCCCGCAUGGGGAUCAAACCUGCAACCUUGGCAUUAUCAGCAGCACGCUCUAACCAACAGAGCUAUGAAUAAUAAUAAUAAUAAUAGCCAAUUUAAGCUGCAAUCUGAGUAGGCAUGAGAGAACGAUUGUGGCUUAGUGGCUAGAUCAUCAGGCAAGGAUCUGGGAGACCAGAGUUCAAAUCCUCACUCAGCCAUGAAGCUCACUUGGGGCAGUCAUUUGCUCUCAAUCUGACCUACCAUACAGAGUUGUUGUCAAGAUAAAAGUAUAUACGCAACUUUGAGCUCCUUGGAGCAAAAGCUAGGAGAUGAAUUCAAUAAAACAAACGAACAAAUCGAAGUUGCAUGGGCUCAGCACCUCCCAUUGAGAACACAGUCCGAUUUUGGAACUUAAAAACCGUUUUAAAGCUUUGAGCACCUUCCCCUAACCAGAUGCCCUCCAGUGAGAUGCCCAUCCAGGCUAGGAGAUCACAGUGGUCCUCUUGUGCCACACAGUUAAACAAGUGCUGUGUCGUGGUUCAGGGAAACCCAGGUCCAAGCCAUAGCUGUCAACGUUUUCCUUUUUUUAAGGGAAAUUCCCUUAUUCCGAAUAGGAUUCCUCGCAAGAAAAGGUAAAAGUUGACACCUAUGGUCCAAGCCCACCCUCGGCCACUUAGUGAGCUUGGAGCUUGUCAUUUUUUCAGCCUAAUGCUGGGGUGAGGAAUCUGUGGCCCUGCAGAUACGGCUCAACUCUCAAUGUGGCCAGUGCUUGGGGAUGAUAGCACUGGACGUUCCCCAACUCUGAAUUUAAAUUCUUGGGACCACCCCAAGCCUUUGAGGCAAAAAACAGGGCCAGCCCAAUGUGUUUUGUUGCCUGAGAUGAAGCUCAGGAGCCUCCACCCCAAGUAUCCAGUCUGCCUAAAGGUCAGGCCGGCUCCGAACAAAAAGCCAUGUGAACAGAGUUUGAAAACAGCAGUCCUCACCUGUCCCCUUCUGUCCUCACCUAGAUGAGCGUUACCUCUCUCCUGAAGGUCUUGGAAGGAUGGCCCAUGCGUGGACUUCACUGCCGUGGCUCCCACUCCUCCGUGGCCAAGGCUGACCAGACCCUGGCCUUUGUUCCCGCCAGUCCUCCCCUGGACCCGGCAGAAGUCCAGAAGCUGCAAGAGUUUGUGAGCAGGGCCCGGAGGCUGUUUGUGUUGACCGGAGCAGGAAUCUCCACCGAAUCUGGAAUCCCGGACUAUCGCUCUGAAGGCGUGGGCCUCUACUCCCGGACAGAUCGGCGUCCCGUCCAGCACGCCGAAUUUCUGCGGAGUGCCCGGGCCCGCCAGAAGUACUGGGCCAGGAACUUUGUCGGCUGGCCCCAGUUUUCAGCCCACCAGCCCAACGUCGCCCACUUGGCCCUGAGGAACUGGGAGGCACUGGGGAAACUGCACUGGCUGGUGACCCAGAACGUAGAUGCCCUGCACGCCAAGGCUGGCAGCCAGCGUUUGACCGAGCUGCACGGCUGCAUCCACAGGUUAGGGAGAGUGGCGAUGGGGAGGCUGGCUGAUGGAAAAAGGGGAGUGCAACUUUGCAACUGGGAUGAGCUAUUCCUGGAGAUGUGAACAGCAGUUGGGGGGGGAUUGUUGGCCCCACAAAUCCCCUUGCUGAAAAAUAAAAGGGGCGAGUGAUUGGUCUGCAUUGCCGUGACCAUAAGGUAAAGGUAAAGGGACCCCUGACCAUUAGGUCCAGUCGUGGCUGACUCUGGGGUUGCGGUGCUCAUCUCGCUUUAUCGGCCAAGGGAGCCGGCGUACAGCUUCCGGGUCACGUGGCCAGCAUGACUAAGCCGCUUCUGGCGAACCAGAGCAGCGCACAGAAACACCGUUUAGCUUCCCGACGGAGCGGUACCUAUUUAUCUACUUGCACUUUGACAUGCUUUCGAACUGCUAGGUUGACAGGAGCAGGGACCGAGCAACAGGAGCUCACCCCAUUGCGGUGAUCGGCAAGUCCUAUGCUCUGUGGUUUAACCCACAGCGCCACCCGCGUCCCAUAGAGAGAUAUAAAAAGUAACCACUGCAAGUGCCUUUAAAAUACACACUGCUACUGGCCCAGAGAUGGAAAGAAGAUAAAGUAUCUACCAGAGAAGAAUGGCAGAUGAAGUUAAAGACCAUUGUAAACACUUAAAGUCUUUAGUAGGAUUGUAAUAUCACUUGUAGUUUAAUGGUGAAUUCUGGACACAAUGGAAGAGGUAAAGGGUUUGGAUUAUCAUAAAAGAUGCAGGAGGAAGUGACUAAUAAUAGGACCCACAAAGGGGAGGGUGGAAGUCCAGGAGAUUCCUUGGAAUCUUGUUUUUAUGAUUUAUGUUUGAUAUAUCUCUAUAAAAUUUUAAGUUGAGAAACCAAAUAAAUAAAUUUAAAAAUAAAAUAAAAUGCAUCCUGUGGUUGUUAUUGUUGCUGUUUUACAAUUUGAUCUUGAAUGAAAACAACAACAACAACAAUUUAUAUGCUAUCCAUCUGAGGGGGUGCUUGGAGUCGCAGGACUACAAUUGAUUAUUUUUUUGUUGCAUAAAUUUCAACAAUCCGAAAGUUUGAAAGGCAUUAGCACAGACGUUGCAAAAGUGGGGUAAUCUGUGGUGGAACAACCUCAUUGAAGAAGAAAACAACGGUUACCCAGACCUCAUUGCUGGUUGUGAAAGGGUCCCUAUGACAGUUCGCGCUUCGGGGCCCCCCAAAAUGUAGGUCUGCCACAGCCUAGAGAUGGCAGGGAUUGAACCUGGGACCUUCUGCAUGCAGAGUAGGCGGUCUGCUAUAGAACAGUGGUCCUUUUCUUAUAAAUUCAGCAAGACUCCAGUCCUCAUGGUUCUGAACUAUGGAACUCUCUCCCACAGGAGGCAGUAACAGUCACCAACCUAGAUGGGUUUAAAAGGCAAAUUCAUGGAGGGGAGGGCUGUCGAUGCCUACUAGCCGUGAAUGCCAGGCCCUGCCCCCCCAGUGGGAGGCAGCAACACUUCUCAAUACUGCUUGCUGGAAGGAGAAUCCUUGUGCUCAAAUCCUGCUUGCCAGUUUCCCAUAGGCAUGUUGUUGUCCACUGUGAGAACAGGACGCUGGACUAGUUGGGCCAUUGGCCUGAUCCAGCAGGGCUGUUCUUACAUUCUUAUAAAUAAAGUGCUGAUUUAAAUAGGAACCUAUCCCAGGCUGAAUCAGACCACCGGUCCAUUGAACGGAAGUGUUGUCUGUACUGCUACAGCCCUUCCCCUAAAAUAAAUUAAGAUUCUAGUCCAUGGGUCGGCAAACUAAGGUCCACGGGCCCAGUCAGGCUCAAUUGCCUUCUGGAUCCGGUCUGCGGACGGUCUGGGAAUCACUGCGUGAAUCGCCAGUAUACACGUUUUUCCCCUCUCCCUCACACAGCGGCGGUGGCGCCUCCUCCCUCCCUCCUCCUGGCUUCUCCCUGCCCUGCCUAGAGGAGGAAGGGGGCUGGGCUUUGUUGGUGCCAGCAGCAGCGCUUGAGCAACCGCCAUUUUAAGCAGCGCCUCUCUAGAGCCCUUUCACACGCUACCAGCCCCUGCCGCUCAAAAGACACAGGUAAGCAGCCACAGGGCUCGUGGUGCUCUUGCAUCAUUCCCUCCCCCCCAAAAAAAAUAUAUAGUCCGGCCCCCCACAAGGUCUGAGAGACAGUGGACCGGCCCCCUGCUGAAAAAGUUUGCUGGUCCCUGUUCUAGUCCUUAUGGCUCUAACAAAAAACUCAGAGCUGAAUCAAACGAGACAAUAGGCUGCUGUGAAAACAGAAUGCCCCAUUUGGCUCUGUCCAGCAGGCCCUCAUGUUUUUAUGUUGCCUCGCAGGGUCUUGUGCCUCAGUUGCGGAGACCGGACGCCCCGCACUGACCUCCAGGAGCGCUUUGAGGCCUUGAACCCCACCUGGAGAGCCGAGGCGCAUGGGGUGGCCCCGGACGGCGACGUCUUCCUGUCCGAAGAAGAGGUGCGCACUUUCCUCGUCCCCCCGUGCUGCAAGUGCGGCGGGAACCUCAAACCAGACGUGACGUUCUUUGGGGAUUCCGUGAGCAAGGAGAAAGUGGACUUUGUGUACCAGCGCCUGGGCGAGGCCGAUUCGGUCCUGGUGGCGGGGUCCUCUUUGCAGGUGGGUGCCCACAGCCAGCGAGGAGCUGGACCUGGGAGCAGAGGAGCGGCGGUCGAUUUCUCCCCCCAACCCCAACCCCCACCCCACAAAGGCAGGUUCAGAUUUAGCUGCAUGGAGCAUACAGUUCUCUGAAUCAGAACCGCGGUGUUUAUAUACCAUGUUCCCAAAAUUUGUCUCGGUUAUCUGUACAAAAUGGGACGCGGGUGGCGCUGUGGGUUAAUGAAGCUAAUGAAGGCACCAGACGAACUUCCCUGGGGAGAGAAUUCCACAGACAGGGAGCCACUGCAGAGAAGGCCCGUUCUCGUGUUGCCGCCCUCCGCACCUCUCAAGGAGGAGGCACAUGAAGAAGGGCCUCAGAAGAUGAUCUCAGGGUCCAGGUAGGUUCAUAUGGGAAGAGGCAGUCCUUGAGGUAUUGUGGCCCUGAGCUAGUUAACAGUAGAUACUUUCAAGUUACGUCUUGCUAUUUAAAUGGUCUCCUAUCUGUGUGAACCUUCCUGAGUUCUUAAACAGGAAAUGGAGAGGAAGCUUUAUUUCACUGUCCUGUAUAGGUCAGAGGGUGCAACAUUUAUAUAUUAAAUGACAUUUGUAGACUGCUAAAGAUUUUUAUUUUUAAGAUAUUGAAGUGGUGUACAGAAAUUGAAAACUGCAAUAAAACCAUCAAUAGCAAACCACUAAACUCAUCAUUAUAAAAUACAUUCUAAGCCACAAUGUAGCUCAGGGACUACAGCAUCUACGUUGCAUGAAGAAUGUCUGGGGUUUCAGGCUGGACUUGGAAAGGCUCUGUGUCUGAAACCCUGGAGAGCUGCUGCCAGUCAGUGUAGACAGUACAGAGCUAGACAGAUCAAUGGUAGCUUCCUAUGUUCCUAAAGGAACACAGUCCAGCUUUAAAAACUGUGGAAAGCCCAAGCAAAAGAGGUUGCCUCUAAGAGGUGUCUAAACAGGCUGUGGGAUGCAGGUGGCGCUGUGGUCUAAACCACAGAGCCUAGGGCUUGCCGAUCGGAAGGUUGGCAGUUCGAAUCCCCGCGACGGGGUGAGCUCCCGUUGCUCAGUCCCUGCUCCUGCCAACCUAGCAGUUCGAAAGCACAUCAAAGUGCAAGUAGAUAAAUAGGUACCGCUCCGGCGGGAAGGUAAAUGGCGUUUCCGUGUGCUGCUCUGGUUCGCCAGAAGCAGCUUAGUCAUGCUGGCCACAUGACCUGGAAGCUGUAUGCUGGCUCCCUCAGCGAAUAAAGCGAGAUGAGCACUGCAACCCCAGAGUCGGCCACGACCGGACCUAAUGGUCAGGGGUCCCUUUACCUUUACCUUAUCUGUACAAAAACCUUGUGAGGUUUAUUUUCUUACCGCUUUCAUAUCCCGCCUUUUUCCUCCAAGGAGCACAAGGCGACGUUUUCGUCGUUCUCCCCCCUUCUCGUUUCAGUCCCCACAACAACCCUGUGAGGUAGGUUAGGCUGAGAGAGGCAGAGACUGGCUCAAGGUUGCCCAGUAAGCUUUGUGGUGGAGUGGGAAAUUUGAACUCUGGUCUCCUAGUCCAACACUCUAACACCACACUGGCUCUCAGGCUGCAGAGUAUAAUUAUAUGCAGGUGAGAUCUGCCAGGAAACCUUGCAGUGUUAACGUGCCAGCUCAUUUUCGUGCUCAAUUCAAGGUGCUCACAUUAGUGUUUGAAGCCCUCAGGCCCCCAAUAUAUGAAAGGCCACCUCCUUCCCCACAGAACUUGUCGGGUGCUGAGAUGGGCAGAGGAGACCCUCUUGGUAGUUCCUCCACCUUCAGAGGCUCAGGAUGGCAGCAGCCCAGGAGAGGGCCUUCUCUGUGGUGGCCCCUAAGCUGUGAAACACACACCUCUUCACCCUGUCGUUGGACAUUUGGGUGUAUAUUUUUAGAACCCACCUUAUUUCUGUCAUUGUUUUAAACUGUUUUAAACAGAUCCGAUUUAAUUGUUUGUUUGUUUAAACAACAACAACAACCACACUCCCUAUCUCACAUUCAGGAGCUUUUGCCAGCCAGUUAAACAGCCCCUUCUGCUUUAGAGGACUGGGCAGGUCAAUUUAUUCUUUAAUCUCUCCCUGCCCCCACCCUGGUUUUCUUCCACACCUCCCUCUUCUCUAUAACUCUGAGGUCUCCAACAUAGCAUCUGAGGUCCCUAACGUAGCAGCUGUGGGCACCACACCGCCUUCACACAGACAGACACACACACACACACACAUAUAUAUAUAUAUAUACACACACACACACACACAUACACACACAUAUAUACACACAGACUAUGUCCCCCAAGGCCUUUGCCUCUUCCAAUUUUUAAAAAUUAGAUAUUAUAACUUUUUGUUGUUUGAUCGGGGGGGGGGUGUUGCCUGGUUAAGGAAUGCUGUUGCCCACCUCCUUUUUUAUUUUUUUGUCUGUGUUUUAUCUGGCAUUUUCUAUGCUUUUUUCUGGGCAGGGAGCAAUAUUCUCCAUUAUCAGUCUCUCUUCUGUGAAAUGGGUAUUUUUGCAGUGCCCAGGACAGUGGCUUAGAUUUCCGAAUGUGUGCCCAGCUCCAAAAAGUUUGAGGACUGUUCUGAUUGCUAGCCAAUGUUUCACGGGUGCUGUGCAUGCUCAGUCCCCACUGGGCCAAUUUGUUUAAAGAGUUUUCUGUUCAAGGUCCCGGCUGUUGAUCUCCAACUACUGCAAACUUUGCUGACAGCAGCAAAACUAUGCAUUGCCCAAUCUUGGAAAUGUAAAUAAAAAAAAUCAAUUAAAAGAAUCAAUCACCCACGAUUACAGAAGAAAACCAGGGAAACAGCCUUGUAUAUAAAGCAAGCACAUAAUAGAGAUAAAAAUUACAAUAAUUAUCCAUGCCUUUGCUCAUGCAAUUCUGGAAUGACAAAGUAGCAGAUGAUAUCUUUCCAUAGAACGUAUAUAUGUUAAUUUAAUUGUCUGCCACCAUGUAUUAUUUCAUAGAAUCAUAUAAAUGUAAAGUUGGUGGGACCCAGCUUGCUGCAAUGCACCUGUUCUUUCUCCUCCCUCUAUUAUUAUUAUUAUUAUUAUUAUUAUUAUUAUUAUUAUUAAUACCCCGACCAUCUGGCUGGGUGGCUUCGAAUACAUAUAAAAACAUAAUAAAACAUUGAACAUUAAUUAUAGCAGUCUGAUCCAAUACAAAAAAUGUCACAAUAACUUUAAAAUAAACAACUUAUGUCAAAUAAAGCAACAUUCAAUAAUCCAUUGGAAUCUAAAAGUAACUAUUAAAAUUAAAUAUCAGCAAAUACAGUGGAACCUCGGUUUUCGAACUUAAUCUGUUCCGGAAGCCCGUUUGACUUCCGAAACAUUUGAAAACCGAGGAUCAAAGGGCUGCCUGACCAUCUCCUGCCACGUGUCUCAACAGGUAUACUCAGCGUACAAGUUUGCACUCGCAGCCCGCGACGGGAAGCUACCGAUGGCUGUUGUCAACAUUGGCCCGACCAGGGCAGAUUCCUUUGUGACUCUGAAACUGAAUUCUCGUUGCGGGGAGCUGCUGCCUCUGAUUGUCCUAAAGUGACCCAAAUCGACACCCCAGGGGAGCAACCCCUCUCUGGGGUAGGUAAGUGUCCCCACACUCUUGCAGCCCAGCAGAGUUAGGCCCUCAGUUGGUCAUGUCUGGUGCUGGAACCCAAAGGGCAUGAGGCCAGGGAAGAAUCAGAAUUCAGAAUCAUAGAAUAGUAGAGCUGGAAGGGACCCCUGGGGGUCAUCUAUUCCAACCCCUGCAAUGCAGGAGGCACAGCUAAAGAAUCCAUGACAGGUAACCAUAAUAAUAAUAAUAAUAAUAAAUUAUAAUUUAUUUAUACCCCGCACAUCUGGCUAGGUUUCCCCAGCCACUCUGGGCGGCUUCCAACAAAGUACAGUGGUACCUCGGGUUAAGUACCUAAUUUGUUCUGGAGGUCCGUUCUUACCCUGAAACUGUUCUUAACCUGAAGCACCACUUUAGCUAAUAGGUCCUCCCACUGCUGCCGCGCCGCCGGAGCACGAUUUCUGUUCUUAUCCUGAAGUACAGUUCUUAACCUGAAGCACUAUUUCUGGGUUAGCGGAGUCUGUAACCUGAAGCUUAUGUAAGCUGAAGCUUAUGUAACCUGAGGUACCACUGUAUUAAAAUACAGUAGUCUGUUAAACAUUAAAAGCUUCCCUAAAGAGGGCUGCCUUCAGAUGUCUUCUAAAAGUCUGGUAGUUGUUCUUCUCUUUGACAUCUGGUGGGAGGGGGUUCCACAGGGCGGGUGCCACUACCAUCUAACCUCUCGCUAAAAACCUCCAACAAUGGAGAGCCCACCGUCUUCUAAGGUUGUUGUUGUUGUUGUUUUAUAUGCCACCCAUCUGACUGGCUUGCCCCAGCCACUCUGGGCGGCUUGCAACAAAUUAGAACAUCAAACACAGCAAAACAUCAAACAUUAAAAGCUUCCCAAAAGGCUGCCUUCAGAUGUCUUCUAAAAGUUAUGUAGUUGUUUAUCUCCUUGACACCUGAUGGGAGGGCGUUCCACAAGGUGGGCACGACUGCAGAGAAUUCCCUCUGCCUGUUUUCCUGCAACUUCUCUUCUCACAAUGAGGGAACUGCCAAAAGGCCCUCAGUGCUGGACCUCAGUAUCUGUGCUGGACGACGGGGGUGGAGAUGCUCCUUCAGGUAAAUAGGGCUGAAGCUCUUUAGGGCUUUACAGGUCAGCACCAGCACUUUGAAUUGUGCUCGGAAACGUACUGGGAGCCAAUGUAGGUCUUUUAGGACCGGUAUUAUGUGAUCCAGGCAGCUGCUCCCAGUCGCCAAUCUAGUCACUGCAUUCUGAAUUAGUUGGAAACAACAACUUUGAAGUCACCUUCAAAGGUAGCCCCACGUAGAGUGCAUUACAGUAGCCAAGUAGGAGAUGUUUAGUCAUAAUCUCCUUUCUUGUCAUUUGAAUCCAUCGGUUCUAGUCCUUCCCUCAGAACAGCAGGAAGCAAGCUCGCUCGACCUUCCAUGUGACAGCCCUUCAAAUAUUUGAAGGUGGCUAUCCUGUCACCCCUCAAAGCUGAAGGACCAUGGAGAGCUCCAAGUGAGCCACUUGCUCCAGCAAAACUUGAGCUCGGACUGAGCUUGUACAUGAGGGAUGGAGAAGCUGUAGCCCUCCAGGUGUGGUACUCCAGUUCCCAUCAGCCCCAGCCAGCAUGGCCAGUGCUCAGGGAUGAUGGGAGUCCAGCAACAUCUGAAGGACCACAGCAUAGCGCCUGUUGCUGUGUGGGUUGAACAGAUUGAGGAAAUGUGCAUCAGUGAGGCAGAACUAUGGAACUCACCGCCGCAGGAUGCAAUGACCGUCACCAACUUGGAUGUCUUUUUAAAAAAGGAUUCGAUGAAUUCAUGGAGGAAUUUAAAGCAGGGGCGGGCAACCUAAGGCCCAUGGUCUGGAAGCCGCCCAUGGAGGCCGUUUAAUUGGCCCACAAGCCGCCCCUGAACCAAGCCGCCCGCUCAGCGAGUCCCUGCACACUGCGCUAAACCGGCGCGGCGUGGGGACUCUCUUCUGCAGCUCCAGAAAUCGCUUCUGUGCAUGCCCAGAUGCCAAAAAUUGCUUUUGCGCAGGCACAAAAUUCAGUGUCUGGGCAUGCGCAGAAGUGAUUUCCAGCACUGUGGACAUGUGUGCAGAUGUAAUUUCUGGCGUUGCGCUGCGUCGGCCCGGCCCAUGGAGGAUCUCCGCAGGAGUGAUCCAGCCCAUGCCCGGUAAGCCUUGCUGACCCCUGCUUUAAAGGAUGUGGCCAGUGCCUGGCGAAGUCUCAGAAGAGGGCAGAAUGAGACUCCAAAGGGGGUUUCGUUCCUUGUCCCUUCAUAUGAUUAGAAGGCCAGAAAAAAACCCCUAAUCAAAAUUAGUUAACAUGUGAAUUUAAGAAGAGAGUGCCGGAUCAGACCAGUGGUCCAGCACCUUGUUCUCAGAGCGGCCAACCAGAUGCUUUUUCUGGGAAACCUUCAAGUAGGACCCAAGCACAAGAGCCCUCUCCCGUCCAGUGUUUCCCUGCAGCUUGUAUCCAGAAAUAUUACUGCCUCCCACUGCCUAGGCGGAACAUCCAUUGCUGGCCUUCUCCUCCAUCCAAUCCUUUUUUCAAAAGACAUCCAAGUUUGUGAAGGUCAUUGCAUCCUGCGGCGGUGAGUUCCAUAGUUCUGCCUCACUGAUGCACAUUUCCUCAAUCUGUUCAACCCACACAUCAACAGGUGCUAAGCUGUGGUCCUCCAGAUGUUGCUGGACUCCCAUCAUCCCUGAGCACUGGCCAUGUUGGCUGGGGCUGAUGGGAACUGGAGUACCACACCUGGAGGGCUACAGCUUCUCCAUCCCUCAUGUACAGGCUCAGUCCGAGCUCAAGUUUUGCUGGAGCAAGUGGCUCACUUGGAGCUCUCCAUGGUCCUUCAGCUUUGAGGGGUGACAGGAUAGCCACCUUCAGAUAUUUGAAGGGCUGUCACAUGGAAGGUCGAGCGAGCUUGCUUCCUGCUGUUCUGAGGAAAGGACCUGAACCGAUGGAUUCAAAUCAUAGAACUGUAGAGUUGGAAGGCACCCAAAGGUCAUCUAAUCCAGCCCCCUGCAAUGCAGGAAUCACAGCUAAAAAGCCCCUCUCCCAUGGCCAAUCUACGCAAGAGAGAGAAUUUUGUCCUCUUCAAUCUCUUGCAUGCUACAUUUGAUUUUAUCGCCUGGAAAGGCACACCCCAGUUUAACAGCACAGUUCAAGAUUGCGGCCACUUCACCAAAAAAUAAUUUUAAAAAAGAUAGGAAGCUUUAAACAAAACAGAGCCGAGCAGUUCUGUCCUGUUUCCACUUGCUAUUUUUAUUUAAUCCACUUGGUUUAUUUAAACCAAGGACUUGUACACUGACCACUAAUAAUGAAUAAUAUGUUGUAGAUAUUAUUGCAAUUCUAUUAUGCUAUUUUUGCAAUGUACAAAUGACAUUAAAAAAAAUAAUUGUGGCCACUUUUGUGGACAAUCUUCAAACAUCAAGUUUGCACUUGGGUCCUGCUGGUGGGCUCCUCUUGGGGGCACCUGGUUGGCCACUGUGGGAACAGGAUUCUGGACCAGAUGGGCCACUGCCCUGCCGCAGCAGCUGGGUUCUCCUUAUGCUCUUCUGGAACCUCCAGGUCUAGGGGCAGUCUAUCCUGAUUCUUGAAUUCCUGGGGGCAUUUGGUCCCUGUGAGAGCAGGAGGCUGGACUAGACAGGCCACUGGCCUGAUGCAGCGAGUUUCUCCUUAUGUCCUUUAUGCAGUUUAGCUUUCUUUGCAGCAUCAACCUACUGGGGGGGCGAGGGGGGGCGGACGCACCAGCCUCACCACCUGCCAUGUUUUUUCUCCUUCCAGGGCCGCUGCCAGCAACGCCGCCACAUCUUCCCAGAGCUCAUCCAGCCCCACGUCCGCUUUCAACACGCCUGUGCUGGCCAAGUUCAGAGGCAGCAAAGACGAGGAGAAGGAGGACAAUGAAAACCCGGGUCCUGAUUCUCAGCCGACGGGGGCCUAA
Podarcis lilfordi (Lilford's wall lizard) is the source of this 12593-nucleotide messenger RNA. Lineage: Eukaryota; Metazoa; Chordata; Lepidosauria; Squamata; Lacertidae. The record is from the annotation of a GenBank genome assembly.